CCCCCCCCCCUCCAGUCCCCACUGUUAACCGCUGUAGGCCAAGCCAACGGGUGGACAAGAUGGAAUUCCACGAACGAACGACACGGACUUUCUUCAUCAAGGCCGCUCCAAAGCCAAGCCUUUCAGCUUUCCUCACUCGCCCUCACCCGGUCCCCUCGCUGCAACCACUCAUCUUACAUGAUAAAUAACACCCUACUUUUUAUUUUUAUUUAUAUUUUUUUACUACAACCGCCUGUCCGCCGCCCCAUCGAUCGCAUGGGAGUCACGAAAACCACCACCACCAUCACCCCUCUCUAGGCUCUAACUACCCCUCCUACCUUAUCAUGACAACCGACGACAAAAAGGCCCUCAUACUGGGCAUAUCCGGCUGCUCCUCCAGCGGCAAGACGACCCUCGCCCGCCUCCUGCGGGACAUCUUCCCCGACACCUUUAUCCUGCACCAGGACGACUUUUACAGGCCCGAGACGGAGUGAGUUUGAGCUGUCUCCCCCCCUUCCCUCUGCCUCGAAUAGCAAGCAAGCAAGUGAGCAAGCAAACGCGCCCCCGGGAGGGAGAGAGAGAUGAGAAGAAAGAAAUGAUAAUAGCGUCCCUCCGUCUUUUCUUCUUCACUGUUUCUCCGUCAUCUUCCCGGUCGCUCAAGUCAGGGGCAGCAAAUAAUUGGCCUCUCUGCUCAUCACAUCUUGCUCCAUAGACUGCCGUAUAAGAAUGGUCUGCUCGAUUGGGACUGUGCAGCGGCCAUCGACGUCCCCGCCAUGGUCGACGCCCUCGCUUACAUCCGCCAGCACGCCGAGUUCCCUCCCACGUUAGACUCCAAGGAAGACCAAAACUCGGUCGGCAAGUGCCCCGUCCCCGAAGCGACUGUCGCCGCCCUCAAGGCCAAAGUCUCCUCAGCACUGCUGCAGCUGCCGCCGCCUUCUCCCUCGUCUUCUACUUUGCCAUCAUCAUCCUCGCACCCCCCACCACCACCAGCACCACCGUCACCGCAGCAGCAGCAGCAGCGGCCGCACCCGCGCCUCUGCCUGCUCGACGGCUUCCUCCUCUACGGGCCCUCCAUGGCCGCCCUGCGCUCCAGCUUCGACGUCAAGCUCUUCCUGCGCGCCUCGUACGCCCGCGCCAAGGCCCGCCGCGAGGCCCGCGACGGCUACGUCACCCUCGAGGGCUUCUGGGCCGACCCUCCCGGCUACGUCGACGCCGUCGUCUGGCCCAACUACGUCGAGGAGCACGCCUGGAUGUUCGAGGGCGGCGACGUCGAGGGCCGCUUUAGGGUUGACGUCCUGCGCGACGAGGACAUCAGGGUCAUCGAGGGCGCACCUGUGGAUGCCGACAUGGAGCGGCUGUUGGAAUGGAUGGUGGACGUGAUAUUAGAAGAGCUGCGCAAGCUGCACUAGACAUGUAGAUGGGCUGAAACGAGGAUCCGUCCGUCCCUGUUGACGACUUAUUCAACUAAAUCUCAUCUGCA
Messenger RNA from Purpureocillium takamizusanense, 1459 nucleotides. Its product is annotated as ribosylnicotinamide kinase. Lineage: Eukaryota; Fungi; Ascomycota; Sordariomycetes; Hypocreales; Ophiocordycipitaceae. Bases 753 to 1388 code for a protein of 211 amino acids. Gene Ontology annotation, cellular component: cytoplasm. The record is from RefSeq and is a predicted model, not a curated record. The transcript has 2 exons.